This is a messenger RNA of Fusarium oxysporum Fo47, 2081 nucleotides long. RefSeq lists its product as uncharacterized. The record is from RefSeq and is a predicted model, not a curated record. Gene Ontology annotation, cellular component: mitochondrion. Lineage: Eukaryota; Fungi; Ascomycota; Sordariomycetes; Hypocreales; Nectriaceae. The coding region runs from base 138 to 2081 and encodes 647 amino acids. The transcript is spliced from 6 exons.
GGCCCGAACGCGCUUGUUGAUGCCUGAGGCCCAAUUUUCGGUUGAGAAUCAUCACAGCCUCCAUUGGCUAAAGCUUCAACGAGCAUCACAUCACGUCACAGAGCAAUUGGUCGCCGCGACACUGUCACUCGGCCGAGAUGCUCCCUCAACGAAUUGUGCGGGCCUCGGCCCUGCGCAGCACCAUGACAGCUGCUCGACGACUUCCCACGAUCCAACGCCGAACCUUCCUCCCCGAUCAGUAUACCGACAAGAAGGUCAUUGACCAGAAGUACCCCGAGCCUCCCAGCUUGAGCGAGGCCGAGGAUCCCGGAAUGAACGGCGGCUACAUCAACCCUCCCCGAAUCAAGCGACAGUUCCGUGACCCUCAUGCGAACUGGUGGGAUCCUCAGGAGCGACGAAACUUUGGUGAACCCAUUCACGAGGAUAACGAUGUUCUUGGAAUCUUUUCUCCCUGGGAGUACACCUGGACUACCACUGGCCCUGGUGCUGUUAUGGUCGGAACCUUUAUCGCCGUUUUCUUGAGCGUUACUGGAGUUGUCUACCUCAACUAUCCCGACCGUCCCGCUUAUCCCCGAGAGUUUGAGGGUGGUUUGGAACGAGAGCUUGGUGGCCCUGGAGCUACAAGGACCGUCCUGCUUGCACCGAGUCGAACUUACACCAUCCCUAAAAUUGGCUCAACAAACUCCUCGUCGCCUUCCUACAAACAUAACAUAACAUCUUGGGUAAGAGCAAAGACAAGCCAUGAUGUCGUCAAUAACAUCUCCCCCAACUCUCAUUCAUCGCUUCUACUCCCCCAUAUCUCCCAUCCGAUCAAGAUGCGUUACGAGGAUUGGGAUGUCCUUCUUUUCGAGGAGGGCUCUAGUAUUCCCUCUCGGGAAUUUAAGGUGACAUGUCAUGUCGUUCAACAUGCGGAGUCCAUGGGCUCUGCUCUUCCCACCCUUACGUGCUUUGUUCCUGGCCUCAACGCUGGAGUUCCCUUUCGUCUGUCUAUCCAUUCUUGGAAAGCAUUAAAGGAUUUAAAUGGUGAUCAUAUCCUCAAUAUUAACAAUUCGGUCCUUGAAACCAGGCUCUUUAUCGAUGGAACUCUUGUUGCGUAUGCUUCCCAUUUGGCUGCUGGUAUCAUUGCUAAUGAUGGCAGAUCUACCUCUGCCACCGGCAGCAUUCGCUUCCCAUUGAUCAUAAACAGGCAAGGUCACGAGAGCCUCAAGUUUCCCUUUUUCCAGCAGGAACUGCUCUAUCAACGUCAUUGGAGCCCAGCCGACAACCUCGGCCGUAUCAAACUCCUCAUCAACCAAAGCUUUUCCAGUGCUUCGCCGAGUGUUUUGUUCACAGGCAAGGUCAACAAGACAGUUGUCUUUUCCUUUCAACAUGCACCCCAACACAUUUUAGAAGGCCUUCAAAUUGCCUGGCCUAACCCAGCCAUGUGGAAUCGUCAACGCCAACCUUCUGCACCAGCUUCUACCGAUAGUUCCCAUGUCAGCUCACGUCCACCACUUUUUGCGCAUCGUGGACUAGCGGGCCCGGAACAUAUUAAUGAUGCCGCUCUUGGAACGAUGUCAUUUUCUGGUUACCCUACAUUUGGAUGCCCAAAUACUCCAGUAAAUGGGCCAACGUCACCAUGGAGUUAUGUUCUCGCCCCGCCAGGAAGAGAAGGGUCACCAUAUGUGUUGGCUUCCGAGAUGCAGCCUCGUAGAAACCAGGAACGAGCAUGGCCGACUUCUCCAAUUUUCACCGACGCCACGUUUAGGUUGGAUCAGACCCAGAAUGCAUCGCAACAGAUGUACCCCCAGCCGAACAGUGCUCCGAUGUCAUUUGUGCAACCUCAGCUACACAGUCCUGCGAUUCAAGGGUCGACCGAAUUCGGCCGAGGAACUCCAAGAAAUCCUGCCAGGCUUAUCUUUGCGCCGAAACGCAACAGUCCACAGGAGUCUUUCAACUUGGAUGUUAUUGAGAGGGCGACAAAGAGAGCUCGAACCAACACUCCAGAGUCUGCAAAGACACUUAACCACGAACAGCAAAAUAUCAGCCCUCACUUUGGUAGCCCUUACGAGUUGAUAAACCUAGCUGAGGAUAUCAUUUGA